AUGGAUUUGCAGGUGUUCUUUGUUCAUCUUCUCCCGCAGCUGUACGACGACUCGAGGGCAUCUAUUCUACUCAAUGGAAGCGGUUAUUCGAGAUGCCCCUUUCGGGCAGCUUACGGCACCAUCCUUGUCGACUGGUACUAUACCGAUGACUCGGAGAACCCCCACAACUGGUCCAAUAGCAAGCGCGCUCUUAUUGCUACCCUUAUCUGCCUAUACACCUUCGUUGUAUAUACCACGUCUGCAAUCUACACAUCCUCCACAGAGGGUAUCAUGAAAGACUUUGGUGUGAGCACCUUGCUCGCCACGUUGGGGCUGUCGCUUUAUGUCUUAGGGUAUGGCAUCGGGCCGUUGAUUUUCUCUCCACUGAGUGAGAUCCCCGUGAUUGGCCGCAGUCCGGUCUACAUCGUCACAAUGUUCCUCUUCGUGAUCAUCUCCAUACCGACGGCAUUUGUGGAUAACUUCGCAGGCUUGGUAGUGCUCCGUUUUCUGCAAGGGUUCUUUGGCUCGCCAUGUCUUGCUUCUGGCGGUGCAUCCAUUGGGGAUAUGUAUAGCUUGAUGUCUCUCCCAUACGCCAUGAUGGCCUGGGUUGCAGCGGCCUAUUGUGGACCCGCUCUCGGGCCCCUUCUCAGCGGCUUCGCAGUCCCCGUCAAAGGGUGGCGCUGGUCCCUCUUCGAAUCAAUCUGGGCCUCUGCUCCAGUCUUUCUCCUGAUGUUCAUGUUCCUACCGGAAACCAGCAGUGCGACAAUCCUGCUACGGCGCGCCGACCGUCUCCGCAAACUCUACAACAACAGCCAGUUCAUGUCCCAGUCCGAGAUCGACCAGCGCAGUAUGCGCGUAUCCGAUGUCGCCAUCGACGCCCUGAUCAAACCCCUGGAAAUCACUAUCAAGGACCCCGCCGUUCUCUUCGUUCAGGUCUACACGGCCAUCAUCUACGGCAUCUACUACUCAUUUUUCGAGGUCUUCCCUCUCGUCUACCCGACUGACUACCAUAUGAACCUCGGCCAGAUCGGUCUGGUCUUUUUGUGCAUCCUGGUGUCUUGUAUUCUCGGCAUUGUGGUAUAUGUCCUUUACAUUUAUUUCUGGAUGAACCCUCGCAUCCGCCGCUUCGGUUUCCCCGCACAGGAAGAGCGUCUGAUUCCUGCUCUGCCUUCUUCUUUUGGUCCUACGAUUGGUCUCUUCCUCUUUGCCUGGACGGCCCGUGCAUCUAUUCAUUGGAUCGUGCCUACCAUUGGUAUCACGAUCUACGGUGCAACGGUUUUCAUCGUGAUGCAGUGCAUCUUUGUUUACAUUCCCCUUAGUUACCCCAAGUAUGCGGCUAGCUUAUUCGCUGCGAACGACUUCUUCCGUAGUGCUCUGGCAUGCGGAAGCGUGUUGUUUGCGCACCCUUUAUUUCAGAACCUGGGUGUUGCUAGGGGUGUCAGUCUCCUUGGUGGGCUGAGUGUCAUUGGUAUUAUUGGUAUUUGGCUGCUUUACUUCUACGGUCGCCGACUCCGUUCUUUGAGCAAGUUUGCCAUCUCAGAGGAGGAGACAAUGUCCAGUGGAGAGUGA
Aspergillus alliaceus is the source of this 1548-nucleotide messenger RNA. RefSeq names its product MFS transporter. The record is from RefSeq and is a predicted model, not a curated record. Gene Ontology annotation, molecular function: fluconazole transmembrane transporter activity. Gene Ontology annotation, biological process: xenobiotic detoxification by transmembrane export across the plasma membrane. NCBI's taxonomy places the organism in Eukaryota, Fungi, Ascomycota, Eurotiomycetes, Eurotiales, Aspergillaceae. The coding region runs from base 1 to 1548 and encodes 515 amino acids. The transcript has 3 exons.